This is a messenger RNA of Trichoderma aggressivum f. europaeum, 735 nucleotides long. RefSeq lists its product as uncharacterized. Lineage: Eukaryota; Fungi; Ascomycota; Sordariomycetes; Hypocreales; Hypocreaceae. The transcript has 3 exons. The record is from RefSeq and is a predicted model, not a curated record. Bases 1 to 735 code for a protein of 244 amino acids.
AUGGGGCUUAUUUCACAAGACUACGUCUCCAUCGUAGAGCUUAUCAUCUACAUACCAGCCCUCAUCGCUGCCAUCAUUGUUACCGCGCGCCACGGCUUCCACAGAGCCUCGGGAUGGAUCUAUACAGUCGUCCUUUGUGCCGUACGGAUCGCUGGCGCAAUUUGUCAGCUCCUCACGCACACUGAUCACUCAGAAGCUCUUCUUACGGCAUCUGUCAUCAUCGACUCUAUCGGAAUUUCUCCUCUCUUGCUUGCUACCCUGGGAAUACUCUCACGAUUCAUCGAUUUCUUCAACGCCAAAGGAGCUCAGCUUUUCAGUGUAAAACAGUUUCGCUUUGUUCAACUCCUCAUUACCCUCGGCUUAAUUCUUAGUAUUGUCGGUGGAACUGGAGGGUCGACUGACAGCAACGGCACCGUGACGGUUUCCGGCACAAGCAAAGCGGGUAUCAUUCUUUACAUCGUCGGCUUCGCUGGAAUCACCUAUUUCUUCCUUCUUUCAUCCAGUUACAGAAGCGGAGUGCCUCGUCAAGAACGUCACAGUCCGAUCGCCGUUGCCAUCGCCUGGCCUUUCAUCCUCAUCCGCCUCGUCUACUCUGCGCUUGCAGUGUUCGUUAAUAACGAAAUCUUCUCCGUCGUUGGCGGUAAAGUGAGCGUGCGUGCUGCCAUGGCUGUCAUUGAAGAGUUUCUUGUUGUCUUUGAUUACCUGACUUUGGGCCAACAGGGCGUGGAAGGAUAG